AUGUCGUACAGGGCCGUGCACCUGAAACCGGUUUGUGCAGAAGCAUCAGGCUCCCUGCCCUCCCGGGGCCAGGCUCGGGGCCAGGCGGACUCCGGGGCUGAGCGCCCCCGUCGCCCGGCCUCACGUCCCCGUCCCUGCAGCGCGGGCGGCCUUGGGGUGCUGCUCAACGUGGACCGCGUGGCGGAGCAGCUGCAGGAGCUGGGCCACCCCGCCGUUCAGGUGCGGGGCCUGGUGGACUCGGGCUGGUUCCUGGACAACGAGCAGUACCACCACACGGACUGCGUGGACACGGCCACCUGUGCGCCCACCGACGCCAUCCGCCGGGGCAUCAGGUAUUGGAACGGGGUGGUCCCAGAGCGCUGCCGGCGCCAGUUCAAGGAGGGCGAGGAGUGGAACUGCUUCUUCGGCUACAAGGUCUACCCGACGCUGCGCUGCCCCGUGUUCGUGGUGCAGUGGCUGUUCGACGAGGCCCAGCUGACCGUGGACAACGUACACCUCACGGGGCAGCCGGUCCAGGAGGGCCAGUGGCUGUACAUCCAGAACGUGGGCCGGGAGGUGCGGCAGACGCUCAAGGACGUGGCGGCCAGCUUCGCGCCCGCCUGCCUGUCCCAUGAGAUCAUCCUGGAAAGCCACUGGACGGAGGUGCAGGUGAAGGGGACCUCACUCCCGCGGGCGCUGCACUGCUGGGACAGGAGCCUCCACGAGGGCCACAAGGGCAGCAAAGCCCCGCUGAAGGGCUGCCCCGUCCACCUGGUGGACAGCUGCUCCUGGCCCCACUGCAACCCCUCGUGCCCCACCAUCCGCGACCAGUUCACGGGGCAGGAGAUGAACGUGGCCCAGUUCCUCAUGCACAUGGGCUUCGACGUGCAGGCCCUGGCGCAGCAGCAGGGCCUGGAGCCCAGCAAGCUGCUGGGGAUGCUGAGCAGCGGGAGUUAGGGCGUCCCCGGGCCCCCCCAAGCCCCCGGGCCCCCACGGCCCCCCGCGCUGGGUCCGGACGCCCACCCCCAGCAGCCUUCACCGCCCCUCUGCACCCCGGACGCUGCCUCCCCCGCCCCCACCUGCGGUGGGGAGCCCGCGCACUGGACCCUCA
Myotis lucifugus (little brown bat) is the source of this 1090-nucleotide messenger RNA. It is a transcript of the gene NOTUM, whose product is annotated as notum, palmitoleoyl-protein carboxylesterase. The record is from RefSeq and is a predicted model, not a curated record. The transcript is spliced from 6 exons. Bases 1 to 936 code for a protein of 311 amino acids. NCBI's taxonomy places the organism in Eukaryota, Metazoa, Chordata, Mammalia, Chiroptera, Vespertilionidae. Gene Ontology annotation, molecular function: hydrolase activity.